Pestalotiopsis fici W106-1 is the source of this 4410-nucleotide messenger RNA. RefSeq lists its product as uncharacterized. Gene Ontology annotation, cellular component: membrane. The transcript is spliced from 3 exons. Gene Ontology annotation, biological process: transmembrane transport. Bases 1 to 4410 code for a protein of 1469 amino acids. The record is from RefSeq and is a predicted model, not a curated record. Lineage: Eukaryota; Fungi; Ascomycota; Sordariomycetes; Amphisphaeriales; Sporocadaceae. Gene Ontology annotation, molecular function: ATP hydrolysis activity; ATP binding; ABC-type transporter activity.
AUGGACCCCAAUUCGUGCAUCAGCGCCGAAGCCUUCGGUUUGGAUCUCUGCACAUUCACGGACACUUUUGCGCAAACCGAAUACAGAUGGAUCUUUUGGUUGUCACCAGCCACUGCUGGAGCGUUCCUAGCCCUAGGUGGUCUGCGAUAUCUACAUCUCCUUCGCCGACGCUCCAACAUCACACGCGCUCCAAUCCAUGUAUUUGCCUUGAAAUUGGUUUUCUGCGUUGCCUUUGCAGGUCUACGCCUCGCUCUUCUUGUCGAGGCGCUUCACGUUGGACACGACCAAACCGAGCCACUCAAGGCCUCGAGGAUACUAGACUUUGCAGCAUCAUGCCUUCUUCUUGGGCUAUCGCCACUUGAGCACUUCAGAUCAGUCCGUCCGUCUAUUCUCGUAUGUAGCUUUUUGUUGCUUACUUUCAUCUACGAUGUGGCUCGAUGUCCCUUGCUUUGGAACACCGGGCUGUGGCCAAACGAGGAUGGCAUUUCUGGUGGCUUUACGAGACUUUUCACGGCAUGCACUCCCGUGGAGCUUGUCCUCCUAGUUUUGGAGACUUUUCAGCGCCGCGCAUGGGUCGUCUGGAGUGCGCAUGAUCACAGCCCGGAAGAAAUUAGCAGCAUCAUCAGUCUUGGUCUUUACGCAUGGCUAAAUCCAUUACUAUGGGCUGGAUAUCAGAAGCCGUUGGCAAUGGAGGACUUAUACCCAUUGGACCUCGACCUAUGCCCCAACGUCCAUGAUGGCGAAGACAAGAUUCAGAUUGCUGAAACCUCUGCUGGCUUCUUCAGUUGGCACCUGACCACGUGGUUAGCUGCACCACUUGGCUCUCAUUUCUUGAUGGCAGUCUUUCCUCGACUGUGUCUCAUCGGCUUCAACCUCUGUCAGCCAUUUUUCUUGCAGUAUCUUCUGGAUUACCUUGCGGCCAACACGGACACUGACACGCUCACCGUUCCGGGUCUUAUCGUGACGGCCCUGUUCAUAUACCUAGGCAUUGCAAUUUCUACUGCCCUUUAUUGGUAUUACCAGGAGCGAUUUCAAUCACGACUUCGCGCAUUCCUCAUCACAGCUAUAUACCAAAAGACAAAUAAGAUUGCCCACAAAAGCGAUGGCGACCUUGCAGCUGUCACUCUGAUGGGUGCGGAUGUGGAACGUAUCUAUACGGGAAUCAGAUCCAUCCAUGAGAUUUGGGCAAAUACUGUCCAGAUUCCCAUUGCGCUUUGGUUACUAUACCACCAGGUCGGUAAUGCCUUUAUCGCACCACUGGUGAUUGUGCUCAUCGGAUUUGGCAUAUCCUACAUGAUUUCUCAGCGUGCAAUACCCUACCAGUCAGCUUGGAUGGCCAAUGUUCAGCAGCGCACUGGCGUAACCUCGGAAACUCUUUCGCAGGUUAAAGAUCUCCGCGUCACAGGCAUGGCGACGCCGGCCGCCAACCUCGUCAAACAUGAGCGUGAGAAUGAAAUUCGCAUUGGUCAAAAGGCUCGCACAUUGAUAGCCAUCAGUGCAAGCCUCAGCCAAUUGCCUCAGGCAAUUUCUCCGGCCCUCACAUUUGCAUUUGUAUCACACGUUCUGGAUCAAACCCGCGCUUACACUGCACUCCUUCUCUUGUCCUUGUUGACCGCGCCACUGCAACAGUUCCUGCAAAUCAUUCCCAUCAUCGCUGCCAGUAUCGCAUCGCUGAAUAGGAUCUGGCUAUACUUGACACGAAUCGAGAGGGUAGAUUACCGAGAAUUUCGCCUACUAGAAUCCACGGAUGCAAAGCUUGAUGGUCUUGAUGAGACCAAAAACAAAACGAUUGGUCUCUCUCAUGCCACCUUUGGGUGGUCUCCCGAAGACAUCGUCUUCAAAGACGUCAAUCUCGAAAUUUCAAGAGCUUCCAUCACAUUUGUGACGGGCUCUGUAGGAUCCGGCAAAUCGACGUUAUGCAAGGCCCUUCUCAGUGAAGUGGCCUUUAUGCAAGGAACCAUUUGGCUUCGCUCCAGAUCAAUAGCCUAUUGCGACCAGAAGGCGGUGAUAUUCAACGCAUCCAUAAGGUCAAAUAUUAUCGCUCAUUCCUCAUUCUCGUCAAACAGAUAUGCUGAAGUCAUACUAGCAUCGAUGCUUAGUGAAGAUUUACAGCAGAUGCCUAGGGGCGAUCAGACCAUUGUUGGCAGCAAGGGCGUUUCAUUGAGUGGCGGACAGCGGCAGCGACUCUCACUGGCGCGCGCACUUUAUGCGGAUGCCGAAAUCAUGAUCUUGGACGACGUCUUCAGUGCACUCGACGGGUCAACGCAAGCGCGCGUAGGCCUGAACCUAUUUGGAAAGAACGGGCUACUCCGACAACGGCAGACAACCGUCAUUGCUUCGACCCAUGCUGUCCCUUUUUUGACGUUGGCUGACAGGGUCAUUACCAUCUCUGGUGAUGGCAGCCUUGCCGACCAGCUUGUUGACGAUGCCUUGCCACAGAGGGUACAGGAUUCCCACGGUAGCGACGAACCUCGAGUUUGGACCAACACACAAGAAUCUCACAAUGUGGAUCCGGGCAGGCCGGUGGCCCAAGAUCCGGUAGUGAGAACAAAAAGAUCGACACAUGAGGGCAAUGAUUUACGAGAAAAGAAAUCACAACAACCUAUAACUCUCCCAUCUGCUGACUCGCAGGUAUAUCGGCAGUGGCUUACCACCAUCGGAGCUAUCCCUCUAGCCAUCUUCGUGGUUUUGGUCGUCGGCAGUGGAUUUUUCCCAAAUUUCCAAACCGUCUGGCUCAAGUUUAUUUCAAGUGACUCGACCCAGACAAAGCCUCAACACUCUUGGGAGUACUGGAUUGGACUCUACGCUUUCUUUGGGGCGGCCACAGUCUUGUGUGUAUUUCCAGCAGGUUUGAUCAUGCUACGCACAGGAGUGAGGAAUACCGGAACAAAUCUUCAUCACAAAGUUGUUGAUGCUGUCAUGCACAGCAGCUUGCGCUUUCUGGGAACUACAGACUUGGGCAAAAUCUUGAAUCUGUUUACUCAAGACAUGACCAUAUUGGAUACGAUGCUUCCACGCAUGGUCAACAACUUGAGUUUUACCUUGUCUAGUGCGAUUGGCCAGGCCGUGGUCAUAGCGAUAUCGUCUGGCUGGUUAGCUCUGAGUUAUCCCGUCUUUAUCGCACUAAUAUGGGCGGUACAGCACGUUUAUCUGCCGAGUUCAAAGAGGUUGCGAAUUCUUGAUUUAGAAGCCAAGACGCCGCUCUACACCAACUUUCUUGAUACUAUCACCGGCAUACAUACGAUCCGUGCUUUCGGGUGGUUUCCUCGAUACCAGGCGCGUAAUACAGCACUUCUUAUCGACUCUCAGCGCCCGUCUUACUUGCUAGCCAUGGCACAGCAAUGGUUAAUGCUCAUCAUGAACUUGAUUGUCGCGAUACUGUCCAUUGUGCUCGUCGUGCUGGCGACACGUUUGCGCUCAAACGCGGGUAGUGUGGGUGCUGGGUUGGUCACGCUCACUACCCUGGCAUCAACACUUGGCACCAUUGUGGUCGCGUAUACGGGCCUCGAAACUUCGCUUGGCGCCAUUAGCAGGCUGACAAGUUUCAUUCAAGAGACUGAACAGGAGCUUCCCCCGGAUAAUAACAUUGUACCUGAUCAAAACUGGCCAGAUCGCGGCUGCAUCGAGUUACACAAUGUGAGUGCCGAGUAUACAGAUGAGGCUCCUGUCCUCAAGGACUUGAACUUGCAGAUAUCUGCAACGGAAAAGAUUGCAAUAUGUGGGCGAACAGGAAGCGGUAAAUCAUCUGUUCUUGCUCUUCUUUUGCGAUUAUUGGAUCCUAGCAUCAAAGAAUCAUCACCUCUCACGUCGGAGAAAACUACGUCAGCAAUCACAAUAGACGGUAUAUCUGUCAACCAAGUUGAUCAAACUUGUCUCCGCGAGCGCAUCAUCGCCGAAUCUCAAGACGCCACCUUUCUUCCCAGUGGGACGUCUUUCCGGGAAAAUCUCGACCCAUGGCGCGCCGCCUCGGACGACGAGUGCACGACUGUUCUGGCCGAUCUCGACCUUCUGGAAGUGGUGCGCAGCAAGGGUGGGCUCGCCGCCCCAUUUGUCCCUGGUGAGCUCAGCAGUGGACAAAAGCAGCUGCUCAGCUUUGCGCGCGCGGUGCUGCGCCGACGUGUCAAGCUGCGCGCCACUACCGAUCAUGUCGACGGGGGCCUGCUGCUCCUGGACGAGAUUACAUCAAGCACGGAUACCGAGACGGAGCGCAUCGUGCUUCGCCUCUUGAUGGACGAGUUUGCGAAUUACACGGUGCUCAUCGUGACGCACCGCCGUGAAAUGGCCAUGGCAUGCGACCGAGUCAUGGUCUUAGAUGCCGGAAGGAUCGUCGAGGUCGGACAGCCUGCUGAGUUGUGGAAGCGCGCCCAAGGUCGGUUUCGGGCGUUAUGGUUGCAAGAGUCGACUGCGUAG